Messenger RNA from Opisthorchis viverrini, 666 nucleotides. RefSeq lists its product as hypothetical. The transcript has 7 exons. NCBI's taxonomy places the organism in Eukaryota, Metazoa, Platyhelminthes, Trematoda, Opisthorchiida, Opisthorchiidae. The coding region runs from base 1 to 666 and encodes 221 amino acids. The record is from RefSeq and is a predicted model, not a curated record.
AUGAGACUCGCGAAUAAACGCCGUAAGCGCGAGCGAAAUCAGCAGAGGCAGUCGAAGAACCUGACCACGCUUGUAUUGCGUAACACAAAACAAGCAUUUCGAUAUAAGACAUUUUAUACCGGCUUAUUGGCAUACGAGUGCGGGCACCAGCGUAUGGAAUUUUGUGUGGCUAUUCAUAAAUUAAACGAUGAUACUGCCAACGUUACAUCAGGCUUGGCCACAUUUCUAGGCAGGCAGUUCGGCAGUUGGAUUCCCUCCUUGCAGAGUAUGUUCCUGUCUUAUAGCCUGAAUGAUGUCGGUUUGAAGAGAGUUGACCGUAUUCUCGCGGAUGCAGUUCUGGCGGACGGGCUGUCCAAGAGCACACAAAUGCUAAAUUACCGCCAUUACUUAGCCACUCGGCUUCUGUUGAACUACCAACUGCCAACAGCAUUAAUGCAUCCGGCCGGCAGUUCUGGCGUACGGGCUGCCCAAGAGCACACCGUACCAGACUUCUGUCGAUUAAGGAUUUUUUACAAGCGCACACUGUCCACAGAGAUUUCAGUCGCAAUCGUAUUGUACGAUGAAUUUCAUUCCUUCCUUCCACUGCCCAUUGUGCGUACUCGGUUAGGCAUUCUCAUGGGGAUGGAUCAACGUUCUGACCUGCCGGUUGCUCUUCCCAAGUCCUAG